GAGUCCGAAAAUAUGAUGGCACAUGGCCUAGAAAUGUUUAUCCCGUCUCCGGUCUCGAACAGAACGGAAAAUGACUCCUAGUAAAAAUGGUAAAACAGGGCCUCUAACCUGCCGUAGGGUAGCGAGUUUUACUACACGGUAGCAACUCAUAUCCAUAAGAUCUCCUUCUGAUUCAAUUCCAACACUAUUUCAUCGUACUUUAAGAGUUACUUUUAUGAUCGGGUUAUGAAGUAGCAGUUGUUUAAAACGGUAAUUAAGAUAGUCUCCAUUUCUUCUAAAUGAGAUAGGGUGCGAUGCGUAACACCAAAGCAUGGCUUUUAGCCAAGUAAGCGUUUGGAUCUAACAGAUGUGCCUGUGUGUGACUUCUUCAACGCUGAUAACGAUCAGUUAAACAAACAUUCAUGCCAUGAAUAUUUGUGCACCGGCUACCUGUUACUGGCACGGCAAUGGUCAUGGUUAUGGAACAAAAUAGUAAACAUUUGUGACCUGCAUACCGCUACAGUAGCAUGUCUCCCACUCGGUUCUUCUUUUGUAUCUUGUAAUGUAUGUGACAUCUCCAGCACUGAUAAUGAUACGUUAAACAAACGGUCGUGACAUGAAUAUGAGUGCAUCGGCCUUAACUGCCACUGCACCAUAGCAAACUGCAGUGCAGCUCACUUGUCUGGGGUAAAGUACAGAAUGCUUCUUGUGCUGUAGUACUGAACACCAUAAUGGGGUGGGGGUAGGGGGUUCUAGUGCCUACUUGACAAUUUUGGUCCAAUUUGGAUACUUUUCAAAAGGAACAGGAGAUUAUAUGCGGCGAUCACGCAAACAGCCCAUGCAGCGAAAACUGCCCAUGCAUGAGGGAAGCCCAAGGUCUUUCGUAUGAUGUAAAUACAGUGUCAAAGAUGAACCUUGACUAAAAAGCCCCUUGAUGUUGACAUUUCCUAACAGGUGACUAGUAUGGCGACACCAGACAAGAUUCCCAUCCCACAGUCUGCUGAAGACAUCGCCCCCUCCUGGGUACAGCUGGUACUGCAGAAGGACCUCCCAGGCGUCACCGUCACGGACGUCGAUGUGAAGGGACUCAUCUGCGAGGGUGAUGGAAACCUGAGUGACAUCAUAGCUUUUGAUGCCGCGGGGACCAGGAACGGCACAAGUCAGCGCUACAGUCUCGUGGCCAAGCUGACAAAUCUUACCAAGCCGUUGGAGAACUUUGGCCUCGAAGAUUAUCCACAACAAAUUAGGCUGGAGACGGUGGAAGUUGAGUUUUACUCCAAUGUCGUUGCCGACCUACUUGCGAUGAACAGCACAGAUCGUGAAAUCCAAGCGAAGGGUGAAGCUGACGAGGAUUGCCCUCCUGACGAUUCUCUCUUUUUCCCAAAGUGCUAUUUUGCUGCCAAUGACCCGAUCUCCAAGGUGUCCGUCAGGGUUAUGGAGAACCUGAAAACUCGGGGGUUCUCCAUAAAACCCAACCGCCUACAGCUGAGUCGUGACGAGAUGAUGCUGACGGUCGGGGCCAUAGCGCAGCUCCACGGCCUGUCACAUCGGCUAGAGGUCCGCUCAGGUGUCCCUCUUUCCAAGAAGUACAACCAGAGCAUACUACGUGAAUCAGGGUACUUGUCAAUGGAUCAGGCCUACACCUUCGGCUACGUGUACGGUGUUCAGCUCCUCGCGGCUGCAUUCCCCGAGAAGACAGACCUCGUAGCUCGUCUGAAAAAGUUCGACGCCAAGUCUGUUCUCGCCAAUGCUGAGAAAAGUCCAAGGCUGAAGGUCCUUAACCAUGUGGACUGUUGGGUCAACAACAUCAUGAUAAAGUAUGAUGGUGACACUCCUACCGAAGUAAAGCUGGUUGAUUGGCAGCUGGUUCAGUACCUGCCGCCGACCUGUGACCUGGCCUGCCUGUUCCUCUGUUGCACGGGUUGGGACGUCUUCCACAACCACAGGGACGCCAUUCUGGCUCACUAUCAUCAACAACUGCAGCAGACUCUGGGUCCGAGCGAAUCCUCAGGCCUGAAGAGCUACCCCCUGGAGCAGUUGAAGGCAGACUUCCAAGCCGACUGUCUGUUCGGGCUGGUCUGCCGGAUGAUACGUCUGCUGGUCCUGCCUGCGGACCAGGACCUGCUGCAGGUGGUCCAGGAGAUCCAGGACUGGGGAGUAAUCUAGGCAUCCGGUCCACGAGACGGGGAUUGCGCUGCGACCUCGCUGCUAAUACAUGCAUAAGAGAAAAGGGUUUGGCAAAAAAUUUGACUUUGGAAUUGACAUUGGCAUUCUAUAAAACAUUAGUAUCCACUUUUGCAACUUUAAUAUGGCAUCUAUUUGCUUGAUUGCCUCCAUGAAAUGCCAUGGAGGUUAUAUUUUCACCAGCGUUUGUCUGUCUGUGAACAAGAUAACUUAAUAACGGCUGAGUGGAUUGGUUUCAUACUUGGUGUGUUGGUGAGGUGUGAUAAAAGCUGCAAGUGAUUAGAUUUUGGGCCCCCUAGCGGCUUUCCUUGGUACUGCAGUGCAACUUCCGGGUUUGCUAUCUCGUGUUAAUGAAAAUAUUUUCGUUUUGUGCGUGUUUUCAGAUAAUUGUGGUCAACAUAAUUUUAGAACCUCUGGAUGGAUUGUAAUGUAAAUUUUGGCCCUCUGGUAUGUGACCUUGGUGCUGCAGCAGAACUUGUAUCUGCUGACCUGGACAUGCUGUGUCCUUGAUAUUUUGGUGGCAGGCAGCUUAUGAAGUAAGGAUAUGUUGUGAUCUUCUACUUUGACUUAAGCAUUCUACGACAUCAGUUUUUUUCCCAGCAGUUUGUACAUUUUACAGUAUGGUCAAAAACUUUCUGUUUGGAAAGAGAGUCAACAGACUAAAAUUAAAGCGGGGGCAGAUGUCAUAUUUAUUUGAUUGAAUCAACAUGGCCUAAUGGAAAUACUGUUUCCUCUUGUAUCAAUUGGUGAGAAUUAAUUAACACCCUGGACGAAAAUGUAUGUUUUAAAUGAAGACAGAACAUAUAAGGGUACCAUCAAAAUCACACACUCUUUUAAUUCUUAAAAAGGCAAUUUCAAACAUCAACUUGUGGCAAUAAAACAAGUGUGUGCUUUAAAUCAGCUCCGGAUACAUACAUGUUAAAAGUUAUGCUGGAAAAUGACAGCUCCUUUGCCAGCCUAAGCUAAAGCAAUUUCUACAGGAUUAUCACGGCAGUUAUUCUCCACACAACUUCUCAUGGCUGAGAAUGCUCUUGAAUAUACUCUCCAAGCAGAGGUCGAAUCGCACAGAUAUAGUAGUAGUCGAAAAAAUUACACAGGUGCUCUUCCUAGAAAUUUGUGUAAUUUUUUCAACUACUACUAUAUCUGCGCGAUUCGACCUCUGCUUGGAGAGUACUUGGAUACUCUUGACAUGUUUGCUGACAGAUCUAAGAUUUUCAUCACAGCCAAAUUCCCCAAUGUUGCCUCACUAUGCUAUCAUCAAAUGCAUUGCACAUUCAUAUUUCCCAAAGGGGGUCCUACACUUCUUUCUCUACAUUAAGUUUUGAGUACUUUGCCAUUUUAUUUUCAGUUUCUUAACAUUAUAUUCUACAGAAAGCAUUGAUCAACAACUUUUACACACACAUCUGUAAGUAAACUGAACCUAUAUUUCCACGUCUUUGUACAGUCAUUACUGUUGUAUUUACAUUUAAAUCUUAUGUCACAGGUGAACAGUACUAGUAUGCCAACAUGACGCCGCAACCUCCCUAUGCUUUUACUGUAAAAUCUUCUUCAUGUUUCGCUUUUGAAUUUUCUCUAGAAACACGUGGACUAAUUCCUCUUACUUGCACAGUCAUGCACAUAGCACAAUCAUUUACAAUCUAUGAAAGCUGUUGUGCACAGAUUCAGGUAUGUACCCAGAAAUAACCCUAUAUGCAGGUAGUGAUGGGGAUGACACCAGUCAUUUAUCACUACAGGUUCUUCCUCACAUCACAGAACAGAGACAAUAAA
Branchiostoma floridae (Florida lancelet) is the source of this 3930-nucleotide messenger RNA. RefSeq lists its product as uncharacterized. Bases 943 to 2145 code for a protein of 400 amino acids. The record is from RefSeq and is a predicted model, not a curated record. Lineage: Eukaryota; Metazoa; Chordata; Leptocardii; Amphioxiformes; Branchiostomatidae. The transcript is spliced from 3 exons.